Messenger RNA from Python bivittatus (Burmese python), 3858 nucleotides. The record is from RefSeq and is a predicted model, not a curated record. NCBI's taxonomy places the organism in Eukaryota, Metazoa, Chordata, Lepidosauria, Squamata, Pythonidae.
GAUCAACGCUGUUAAAAUUCCUCCCCAAGAUGGGAGCCCUGAGAUCGUAUUCCAUAUGAAAAUGACAAUCUAAUGCUUCCAACCACCUUUCCCAGUUCCCAUUUCUGGCCGUGCUGGGCAGUCUGAGAAUCGGGGUUCUUGGUCAUCCUCUGUCCACUCAGCAGCAUGGAAAUUAUUUGUCAUUUUAAAAACGCUACCAGGUCUUUUGUGGAAGUUGCUUGCCUCGUUUCAAGUUUUUCUCGAAAAUCGCAAGGUCGGGACUUGAUUCUCGUUCUUGCCUUUGGAAUGAAAACUCCCAGGUGACGCAAAACAUUAUUUUUCUGAGGUGGGUGACUCACCCAUUGGUGCAUUAUUCUGCAUUUGAUGCUCCUACAUUCUCCAUUACUCAGCCAUAAAAAUACAGGUUGCUGUGGAAGCAGUCUAGUAUGAAAAACGUCAGCUCUUAGCGGCUGAAAGUAUGACUACUAACUAGCUUUAGAAAGCUGAAUUCAUGCAGGUCUGCAGGAAUCUGAAAAUCCUGGGUCUUCCUGAUGCUUUGGACUCCGAUCAUGGCCAAUAACAAGGGACCGCGGGAGCCGUAGUCCAGAACACGCACUAGACCCCAGUUCGCCCAUCCUCUGCCAUAGCUGUGCAACAUUGCAGGGAAAGUUUUCUACCAACGGCUUUUCCUGAAGGGCUGCAGCCAAUUCUCCUGGGCUGAUAGGAAAAGUGCCAUCCAAAAGCUUUGAAAACCCAACCACUGAAACAUUAAAAUAAUGGUCUGUCCAUUACUGCCCCCGCCAUCCCUCUGGAUAUGGGCAGUUCACUAGAGGUAUCUGAUGAAGUUAUUUUAGCGGGUGUUACAUGGCCCUCCAACAAUGCAGUCGCUGGGCCCAAGCGGGUGCCGGAGGAGAGCUUUGGAUGGCAGCCUAAAUCCACCCUCUCCAGGAUCGAAUAAAUGCAGAUGCCCAGCCAGGCUGCCGGGGAGAGAGCGUUCGGGCUCUGGAAGUGGGGGGACCAUGGAGAUCCUCAGCAUUCAGCAGUUGGUAAGUGAUGAACAGCCCGAAGGGAAAGUCGGCUGCUUUGCAGCGCGGGCGAGAGGCGCAGCCUGGGAGCCUGAACGUUGGCGCUCAGGUCCAGCUGGCGCCUGGUGGGAAUCAGUGGAAAGAGAGAAGCAGAAAGCAGAAGAUGAGAAGAAGAAGAAGCUUGAGGCCCUCAACAAUUCCAGGUUGAAGCUUGAUAGCCUGCAGGACUUAGAGGCCUUUGUCAAGCUUCACAAACAGAAGAAGAAACGUAAGAAAGUGGCCCUCCCCAAACAGCAGGAGCCAGAAAUUAUUAUAGAAUCGGUGGAGUCAGAGCAGUUUCUUGACGCUGCGCUGGAGAACCAGAUUCCUGUAAUCGACAAGUAUCUGGCUGAUGGAGGGGACCCCAAUGCCCAUGACAAGUUCAAAUGCACAGCCCUGCACCGAGCCUGUUUGCGGGGCCACGCAGAGAUUGUGGACAAGCUACUGGAAGCGGGGGCCAAAUUGGAGCCAAGAGACAUGCUGGAGGCCACCCCCUUGUUCUGGGCUUGUCGCGGGGGACAUCUGGACAUCCUCAAGGGGCUGAUCAGCCGCGGAGCCAAGAUUUCCACGCGGGACAAGCUAUGGAGCACCCCCCUGCACGUGGCUGUCCGGACAGGCCACUCUGACUGCGCCGAACAUCUCAUUGCCUGUGGAGCAAACAUCAAUGCCCAAGAUAAGGAAGGAGAUACACCCAUUCACGAUGCAGUCAGGCUAGGACGAUUCAAGGCGGUCAAGACCCUGCUGAUGUACGGUGCAAAUCUUGGCAUCCAGAAUGAGGAGGCGGUCACCCCAGUAGACCUGGUGAAGGACUGGCAGACAGGGAUCCGGGAGACGCUGCAAGUGUGCGCCAACCGGCAGCAAGGCCAACCCAGGAACUGCUGAGUGUGUGUGUGCUGGGGGGCAUCUUGGGCGAUGGGGUGUUGCCUCCACGAGGCAGUACCCCCCCUUCCCUCCACCAUCUUGUGACCAACUCACCGUCCUUGUCCCUGUUUUGCACCAAACUGUGGGCAGAUCUGCCCUUCCCCUACAAUCCUGGUGCCAAGAGAAAAAAAAUCGGGGGAGGGCUUUCUUGCAUCCCCAGGCUGGCAUGAGGGAGCCUGCUGGGCCUUAGGACCCUCCACUGCUUUGUCUCAAAAGCCUAUGGAGGGAGAUUUUCUCUGCCUGCAGCAAACGUGGGCGGGAGAGCAGCUUUGGCAUCCUUGCACGCCUCCUGGCAACCGCUAGAGAGCGGCCUGGCGGGGCUUUUGGCGAGGGAGGCCUCUGCCUUUCAGCCUCCAGAGCCAGGAGGCUUCACCAUGUCAGAAGCUGGGGGGCCUGCAAGGAGAAAGGCCAAAGAGCUGGAGCUACCCUGCCAACCUCCAGACACCCAAAGCAGUCCUGUUCCACGGAGCUACCACUUCGGGCUGUAAAUUCUCGGGGACUGUAAUUGGCACAGAGCGCCAGGCACUGUGGCUACCUGUCUGCCCCAAGGGGCACCGGCGCUGGCCCCGCUGCUCCCUGGAUCUGCGGAGGAGCCACCUUCUGGAUUUUAGAGGAAGCACCUGGCCUUAUUUCCCACCUGCCACAAACUCCCGUGGUCCCUGGGCAGCGUCUCCCCCAAUUCUUCACUGGAAGGAGCGUCCCGCUGCAGCCCUCCCCGAUGCUGUGGUUGAGGGCUGGGAAUGCUUUUCCAGAGGUGGGGAGACCCUCAGGCUGCUGGAGGGAGGGCAGACUGAAGUCCUCUCGAGCUUGUUAUCCCCAAAGCCAAACUCCUCUCUGGGGCGAGUCCAUGCCCCCUGGUGAAGCAGAAGAAAAGUGCAUCCCCCCCCCCCCUUUUUUUUCCUUUUGGCACCACCUCUUAAUUCAACAAGCCAACCAGCAGCCACUGCUGUUUUGUCUCUGGGGGUCCUCACCCUCGUUCCUUGUACAUUAGAGAAGUGGGGCCUGGACAGGCCGAGUUCUCCCCAACCGGCUCACGGUCCUCAAACAACCCAACUCCUUCAGUGAAAGGAGGGGCCAAAAUAUGGCCGGCAGCGCAGUGCUUGCACGCAGCCGGCUGGCCAACCUUUCGCAAGCCUGGUGAUGGAAUAUUCCGGGGGUGGGUGGGCACACGCCGAGCAGGCAACCCACCUCCCCUUGUAACUCCUUUGCUUGGGGGACAGGGUUCCCCCUACUGACUUCUACCUAUUCAUGACUUCACGGUCUGUCUCCGACAAAUGUGCCCCAGAGCCGGGAUGGGCAUCGGCGACGAAGGCCAGCCUCGAUCUCUCAGCCUGGUAUGGGAAUCGUACCGGCUCUGGUGAUGGAUUAUUUAUUUAUGUCUGUAUUUAUUUAUUUCAUUCCAGCUCUCCCCUUCUCCCUUUUCCAGAGAAAGGGCCACUGAGGCUGGAGAAAAUUACUUGAAUUUAUCUUUGUAAACCAGUGCAACUUGACUUCUUGUGCCGACUUCGGCCCCAAACGUGUCGCAAAUGAUACCGUAGUCCUUUCGCCUGACGGCUCCGAGCCGCACUGGGCCACGAUGGACAGGCAACUCGCCUCUUAGCCACCCCGGUGGCUUAAGACCGGCUUUGAGGUUGCUUUGCUGCGGGCCCGAGGUCUUCCCCGAGGUCUUCGGUAUCAUCUCAGGGCUGGCCCCUCCCUCCGUGCCCACCGCAGGACCUCCGAUUCCCCAUGGAGGGGCGCGUGGGCGAGGCUGGAGGGCGUUCCAGAAAGAUACUCCGUUUAGGGGCCUGAUUGUGCAUUACGAAGACUUCCGUUCCUCAAAGUGUUGUGACGGCAGUGCUGCAGUGAUGUGAUUUUUCUUUUGUAAAUAAUAAAAGCGUUUUGUGUCCUGAAA